AUGUCGUUCCUCAUCAAACAUGCGAAACAGGCCGUCACCGACAAACAGACAAAUGUCGUCAUCUUCUCGGCCACGGCCAUUGCCCUCUAUGGCUACGAUCAGGGUAUGAUGUCCCUCAUCAACACGAAUUAUGACUAUCUCUCCACCAUGGGCCUCGAGGAGGAGUCACCAAUUGUGGGUGUCAUCGUGGCUGUCUACUACCUCGGUUGCGCUGUUGGCGCCGUACUCUUCUCCAUGCUCGCUGAUAAGCUGGGAAGGAAAAAGAGUAUCUUCGCUAGUCUGGCGAUGGCUAGUCUGGGAAACUUGAUCAUGUUCGUGGCCGGUAUGGGCAUGUUGGGGAAGAGCACGGAGAUUGCAUUGGGCGUCAUGCUAGCUGGACGAGUGGUUAUGGGAUUGGGUGUCGGAGGUAUUGACGCAGUCAUUCCAACAUACUCUUCCGAGUUGAGUGCGGACGACUCCCGUGGUAAAGCGCUGGCCCAGGAAUUCCAGUCCAACAUCUUUGGUCUGCUCAUGGCGUUCGGUAUCAACUUGCUUGUUACCAUUCUUCUCGGAAAGCAAAACCAAUGGGCCUGGCGUGUCCCCAUCAUUGUCAUGCAGAUCUACCCCGUUCUGCUCAUGGCGUUUGUCGAACGCCUUCCAGAAUCCCCGCGCUGGUUCAUCUUCCACGACCGUCAAGAGGACGCAAAGAAUGCAUUAAACGACAUUUAUGGAGAUGAAGGGAAAAAACAGUUUGAUCAGCUGCUCGAACAGCAUGAGAAGGAGAAGGAUGUAAAGGUUGGAUACUUGGAUAUGCUCACACCCGGACAUGAACAAUUCCAUCCCACCAUGGUCACGGUUAUGUGCCAGAUCAACCAGGCACUCACAGGAUAUGGCGCAGUCAGUGUAUAUGGACCACAGAUCUUCGAGCUGCUCGGCUUCUCAGUUCGCAACUCCGAGUACCUGACUCUCGGAAACUACACAUCCUACUUCUUCCUCAUGACGCUUGCUUGGCUUCUGAUCGACGCACUUGGCCGACGCCAACUUAUGAUCCAAGGUUCCAUCAUCCUCUCCUCCUCAUUCGCGCUUCUCGCUGUCUUCGGUGGUCUAGCAGCCAACUCCCACUUCAUUCAUAUCCCCGUUAUCAUCCCUGGGAUCAUUGGAACCGCCAUCUUGUUCGUAGCCACAGGUGCGUUCGGAAUUGGCUGGCUCUCAACCGUCUGGCUUUUCCCCACCGAAGUUUUCCCCACCACCGCACGCGCCCAGGGCACAGCCAUUUCUGUCAUCGUCUGGGGCCUAGCCAACUUCGCCAUCACCUUCCUUACUCCCGUCCUAUUCAACAAUCUCGAAUACUUCAUUUUCCUCGUCUUUGCCGCAACUAAUGCUUUCGCCGGCCUGUGGACGUACUUCUAUCUUCCAGAGACUGGUGGAAGGACUUUCGACGAGAACAUGGACUUCUUCAAGGACGCGGGUGAGACGGGAACCUGGAGGGUCGGAAAGGUCCGUAAGGGCGAGUGGAAGAAGAUGCUGUACGACGACCCUGAGGGAGAGGUGUGGAAUAGUCUAGGAAGCCAAGCCGACAACGCGAGGAGUAACAAGAGCAAGCCCUCCAUUCUACAUCGUGGUCGGUUGUUGACUCCUCCGCGGCAUAGUAAAACUGGCGAAAAAGUUGUCAUAUCCAAUUAG
This is a messenger RNA of Alternaria atra, 1662 nucleotides long. RefSeq lists its product as uncharacterized. Gene Ontology annotation, biological process: transmembrane transport; carbohydrate transport. Gene Ontology annotation, cellular component: membrane. Lineage: Eukaryota; Fungi; Ascomycota; Dothideomycetes; Pleosporales; Pleosporaceae. Gene Ontology annotation, molecular function: carbohydrate:proton symporter activity. The record is from RefSeq and is a predicted model, not a curated record. Bases 1 to 1662 code for a protein of 553 amino acids. The transcript has 4 exons.